GAGCAUUAAGAGAUGGAGGGGCGGGGGUUCGGUUUCUUCUAGAAAGCGGGGGGGGAGUGAAAGGGGAGAAGUGGAAGUCAGCGCCUUGUCUGGACUGGCCCCUCGGAAAGAAGAGGCUGUGAGGGGAGCCUGUGUGUGGCGUGUCAGCCGCAGGGCUCAGAAAACUUACCUACAGUCCCUGCCUCCCCACCAUCAGCACCUCUCAACUCUGGCCUGGGGAUCUGGAGCCGGAGCUGACCCGGAGGGGGUGCAGACUCUGGUCCUAAAGUCCCAGGUUGGCUGGCUCCUCUGGCUGAUGGCAUGUUGAGGUAUAUGGGUCAGUUGCAGCGAGGGCAUCUGAUCCAGAGAGGGCCACUCUAGAGGUCAGGCUAUCAUCACCAUGGGCCAGUGUGUUACCAAGUGCAAGAAUCCUUCAUCAACCUUGGGCAGCAAGAAUGGAGACCGGGACCCCAGCAGCAAGUCACACAGCAGGCGAGGGGCAGGCCAUCGUGAGGAACAGGCGCCACCCUGUGGCAAGCCAGGUGGGGAUAUCCUCAUCAAUGGAACCAAGAAGGCAGAGGCUGCCACUGAGGCCUGUCAACUGCCAACCUCCUCAGGAGAUGCUGGGAGGGAGUCCAAGUCCAAUGCAGAGGAGUCUUCCUUGCAGAGGUUAGAAGAACUGUUCAGGCGCUACAAGGACGAGCGGGAGGAUGCAAUUUUGGAGGAAGGCAUGGAGCGUUUUUGCAAUGACCUAUGUGUUGACCCUACGGAAUUUCGAGUGCUGCUUUUGGCUUGGAAGUUCCAGGCUGCUACCAUGUGCAAAUUCACCAGGAAGGAGUUUUUUGAUGGCUGCAAAGCAAUAAGUGCAGACAGCAUUGAUGGGAUCUGUGCACGGUUCCCUAGCCUUUUAACAGAAGCCAAACAAGAGGAUAAAUUCAAGGAUCUCUACCGGUUUACAUUUCAGUUUGGCCUGGACUCUGAAGAAGGGCAGCGGUCACUGCAUCGGGAAAUAGCCAUUGCCCUGUGGAAACUAGUCUUUACCCAGAACAAUCCUCCAGUAUUGGACCAAUGGCUAAACUUCUUAACAGAGAACCCCUCGGGGAUCAAGGGCAUCUCCCGGGACACUUGGAACAUGUUCCUUAACUUCACUCAGGUGAUUGGUCCUGACCUCAGCAACUACAGUGAAGAUGAGGCCUGGCCAAGUCUCUUUGAUACCUUUGUGGAGUGGGAAAUGGAGCGAAGGAAAAGAGAAGGGGAAGGGAGAGGUGCACUCAGCUCAGGGCCUGAGGGCUUAUGUCCUGAGGAGCAGACAUAGUGGCUUUGUCCCAGGAGCAGCAGUGAGGAUCUGCCCACUGCCCUGCAGCCAAGUGAGGAAUUGGACCUUUCUGGAAAUUACUGAAGAUCCGGAUAUUUUCUACUUUACACCUUUCUCUGCCUUGUAUCUGAAAGGGCUCUAAAAUGCUGUAUCAUGUUUUAGGCACUUUCUUCAUUUUUUUAAAUUUUGUUUAUUUCUUUUUUUGGGAGGGAAUCCCCCAAAAUAUUUGAACCUGGCUACAUGUUGUGUAUCUUUUUUUGAAGCCUUCAGAUAGAAUAAGCCUGCCAUUUCUUGCACAAAUUUAGAUUUUGUUUUGCUUUGUUUUUGUGGGGGAGGGUAUAGAUCGGGUGGGGGGAUGGGACUGUUAGGUUGAAUUAACAUUACAAAAUGAUACAGUGCCAGAUCUCAGUUUUGCAUAUUGUUUUUCAGGGCAGGUCUGUACUGUGUGUAGUGUGUUUACAUGGUUGAAUUUAGGUUGUAAUAAUUAUUUUUAAAGAUUUACAGAUUUGAAUAGCAGUGUUAACUGUUAACCACAUUGCAUUAAUUCCCAGAUGAUUUAGUACUCUUGGAGAGCCAAGGCCAGUCAAGAGCAUUUGCAGUCUGGUGACGACCCCUUUUGAAGCUAAUUUAUCCAAAAUCCUUAUUUUCCUCACUUCUUGCUCAUUCCUUCUCUGACCUAUUGCAUUUCAUGUUGAGUUUAUCUGUCAACAUGCUGUACCUGUCAGUCAAGUGAGCGGUUUUGCUUUUUUUUUUUUAAACUUUCUUUUUUAAGAACACAUUGUAUUGAGAACCACUUAAGUUUUGAAUGCAGAGAAAGCAGUGCUACCUCAGUUUUGCUGGAAGUAGACUUCUUUGAUAGUUUUCUUUCUUUGAUGAAGUUUCUGUAUUUUCAUGUUAUAAGUGGAAAUACUUUUUAAAAAAAUUUGCCUUGAAGCCAAAGUUUCUGUUCCUAGAGGCAGAAAACUGUGCCUGCCAACCAGCUGACUUAAAAGAAAACUGUGGUAUGGAGCUCUGCUUGAACUUACAAUUUAUUUUUUAUUUUUUAUUAUCAGCUUACUUGUCUGGCAAGUGCAGAAGCCUGGGGCUGGCUUGAAUUCUGCCAAACAAAUUAUCAAAGUGUAUUUGACUUAAACAUGUGCCCUUUCCCUUCUUGCUGCACCCAUGUUGUCACUUAACCCCCAGGAGUUAUUUAUUAUCUUUUUGUUAAUGUCAAGCUUAUUUGGGGUAAUGUGAUGACUGUUUAGGUUUACAUGACCCUCCUUCUUCUUCCCCUGCCUGUCCCUAAAUAUGUAUAUAUACAUAUAUUAAGUAUGUAUAUAUUUUACAUAUAUUAAAAUAUAUAUAUAUAUAUAUACACACACACAUAUAUGUAUCUAUAUUCCUGUUUUUUUGCCUGCUAAAACUGGCCAUAAAAGAGGGAGCUGCCUUCAGUAUAUAGUUUAAGAAGAGUGCCAGAGAACAUUAUAGUGGAGGCUGUUGCACCUGAAUUUGGACCAUUUUUACUAAAGAGAAUAUGAAUUUCUUAACAGGAAUAGCCCAGUUCCCAUAUUCCUCCAUGGCACUUGCUCCAUAAGGCCAGUUUUGGCCAAACUGCCAGCCUGAGAAGCUGAAUUUGUCCUACCUGGUAUCAGCAGAGGACCCUCUUAUUUUUUCAUUAAAAAUAUGUCCUCAAAAUCUGUACUGGAAGGGUGGGUGGCAGGAGCUUGUACAGUUUAGCUUCCAACACUUUGGAACAGAUUAAAAAGGGAAAUCUUUUAAAUAAAAACUUAUAAAAAUGUUUAUACUUGUGAGGUAAUGAGAAUUUUGUCUAUUAAAUAUUUUGGGUUAUCUCUCAUAAUUAACACCCCCCACAGGUAUAUUUCAGUCUGAGCAAGGGUUGCAUGUUUUGCGUUCCACAUUUUAGUAGUCAUGUAACACUGGCCUCCCAUCAUAACAAAGGUGAUUUUUUUAAGGAGUUGGCAGUCACAGUUUUUCUAAAUUUGGUAUUGACAUAAGGAACAUACUUGUAAUUUUUUUUUUUUUUUUAAAUCCUAAGCUUGACGUUGCCCCUUUAGGAGGGGCAGAGAAGAAACUAUAAAAUCAGCCACAGAAGUCUACUACUGAAAAGCAGAUUGGGAGGAUGGGGGGAGUUUAGGCCAGGUGUCUCACUUUAUUCUAGCUGAGUAAGUCUCUCCAGGGCUCCCAGCAGCUUGUGUGGGUACUACAAGAGUACUGGAGUACUUAGGCCAAUCCAGCCAGUUUGGAACUCGUUUUCUCUACUUGUGGAUUGGGUUGAGUGAAGGAAAAGGUGAGUUACUCCUGUUAGGUAAGGCUUUUUCUGUCUCAAAUUAUAGAAGGGUAUAUGGGAGACAAGUGCACCAGAAAGGGAGGCUGCCAGAACCCAGAGGAACCAAGAUUCCUUCCCUCAGCCUCUGAGCCACAUAUUGUAUAUUAGAUUCAUUACAGUGGCAUUUCUUUUAAAGUUAAUUAUUCAACUUCCCUGUUCCCCAAAAAAGAGCCAUUUAGAAAUUAUUUUUUGGUUAUACUUUUAAUGAUGUUUUUGUUGAAAAGCCAGAAAAGGGGGCAGUCAGGUUAGAAUUCCUGAUGCCCAGCAAGGAAUUCAAGCUUCUGUAAUCACUCGGUCACAGCAUGACCACCACCACAGGAAAAGCAAAUUUUUUGCACAGGCUCCAAGGUGUGAGGUGCGUGGCGGAUUUGUCGUUGCAUUUGUGGGAAACAAAAAGCCCUUGUCCCUCUCAACCUAGAAGUAGGUUUGCUGUGAGUGAAUAGUAACUCCGGAGGCCAAAUGCUUGCCCGUGAGCCAGUGCACCUGUCACUAGGAUUGUGACACCAAGGUGAUUGUGGAUGCCAUUUUGAAAAUCUGCAACAUCUGAGGGUGGUGACUAUAACAAACUGAAUCUGUUGGGAAAUUGGUUUUGGCAAGUGGCUUUGUGAGCUUCUGUGGUGUUUCUUUAGCAAUUUAUCAGCAAACUGGUAUGAGAAAAAGUGUUGUUUUAUUGAAUUGUUCUUUCCCCAUCUUUGUCAAGUUUGAAUGUAUCAUUCUUAACCUCACUUCCUAUAAUCACACUUUGCUAUGCUUCAACUGGUUGCCUUAGCAGGUCUCCCUUUAUCCUACCACAGGUGCCCACAUGUGUGAGUUAGGUCCAGGUACGUGUAUGUACCUGUUUGAUAAAUAAAGCAAAGCAAAAAGAAAAAAAAAAAAUUCACUAGAACUGGCUGAAGAUCCAAAUUUCAACCAAACUCACUGGCCCAGGGAAAUAUAAUAAAAAAUGUACAUGGUAGUAUUUUCUGUAAGGAUGGGUCCAAGCCAGCUGUAUAAAGAUUAUUCCACACAGUAUUAGUCUGAAACAGUACUUAUCUCCCAGGGACUGGUGUCAAGUCAGUCUCCAGGCCUAGAGGCUACAAUGUGUUGGAUCCUACAGUUCACUUGAUGGCCUCAUACACUAUGCCAAAUUGUACUAACGAUGGUAGGAAGUUACUGGAAUAAAGACUUGUUUCAAAGUUUACAACCCAAAAAGAUCUCUAGUUUGGACUGUUUGGUUUGUUCUAUUUCAAGUGGACUCUUCAGUGCCGUAGGUAGAAGGUAAGGGCUGGAAGAAAGCUGCUGUUAGUUUUUUUGUUUGUUUAAAAUUUUCUUGAGUUGCUUGGUUUGCUGUUUUUAAUGUGUGGUUAAUGAUGACUUGAGUAUCUUGAUAACUGACAAGGUCUCCAAGGACUACAGCAGUGUUUUGUUUAAAUGGCUGUAAGAUUAUUAAAGUUAUUGAAGUGUUAAUUAGGACUCAUUUGAGGACAUGUGACCU
Castor canadensis (American beaver) is the source of this 5094-nucleotide messenger RNA. It is a transcript of the gene Dcun1d3, whose product is annotated as defective in cullin neddylation 1 domain containing 3. NCBI's taxonomy places the organism in Eukaryota, Metazoa, Chordata, Mammalia, Rodentia, Castoridae. Gene Ontology annotation, biological process: protein neddylation. The record is from RefSeq and is a predicted model, not a curated record. Gene Ontology annotation, cellular component: ubiquitin ligase complex. Gene Ontology annotation, molecular function: cullin family protein binding; ubiquitin-like protein binding; ubiquitin conjugating enzyme binding.